This is a messenger RNA of Xiphophorus maculatus (southern platyfish), 8125 nucleotides long. RefSeq names its product inaD-like protein (gene patj). The record is from RefSeq and is a predicted model, not a curated record. Lineage: Eukaryota; Metazoa; Chordata; Actinopteri; Cyprinodontiformes; Poeciliidae. Gene Ontology annotation, molecular function: protein binding.
CCUCCCUGUGGCUCCAGGUUCUGGUCGGUCUGGUGACUCUGCGUGCCGCCCGGAUCCAGGACGGCCAUGUUGGACAAUGUCCCUGUAGUGUCGUCGGCGGAGCGCCAGCAGGUUCUGGCUGCUCUGGACCGGCUCCAGAACCGGCUGGUCCAGAGGGAGGAGUGGAGCCUGAGCGCCGCCCUGGGCAGCCUGAAGGGGGCGCUGCAGAGCCCGCUGUUCGGCCGCGUCCUGACGCUGCAGCACUCCGUCCGCCAGCUGCAGCAUCAGAUCGACAGCUUGCCUCCUGACGCUCGCAGUGACUUCAGUUUCUCCAGACGCGGUCAGCUGAUUAUGAGCUCCGCCCCCUCCUCCGUCCUGACCAAUGGCUCGUCGCCUCUCUCCCUUCAGGCUCCGCCCCCAAUGGAGCGCCUGCAGCAGUGGAUCCAGGAGGCAGCGAAGGGCCGCCGGAUCGAGCCGAUCGUUCUGACCCGGCCUGCUUCAGGGGGCCUGGGGUUCAGCGUGGUCGGGCUGAACCCGGCAGGAAGCGGCGGCCACGGCGUGUUCGUCAAACACAUCCAGCCGGGAGGAAUCGCCGACCGGGACGGGCGUCUUCAGGAGCAGGACCAGAUCCUGGUGAUCAACGGCAGUCCUCUGGAACCGGGCCGGAACCACCAGGCGGUCCUGAGCUUGCUGCAGCAGCCGGGCGAGACCGUGGAGCUAGUGGUGGCCCGGGAUCGGGUCGCACCAGGAGGUCCAACUGAAGGGUCGGUCGGCACGGACCUCUGGGGUCAUGUGGAGGAGAUCCAGCUCUCCAACGAUGGAUCCGGUUUGGGCUUUGGGAUUGUUGGUGGGAAGACGAGCGGAGUGGUCGUCCGAACUCUGAUCGCCGACAGCGUAGCCGACAGGGACGGGCGCCUCCGCACAGGUGACCACAUCCUCCGCAUCGGGUCGACGCCCACCAGCGGCCUCACCAGCGACCAGGUCGUCAAGGUUCUGCAAGCCUGUGGCGGUCAUGUGACCAUGCUGAUCGCCAGGGACCCCCGAGGACAGGCGACCACCGCCCCGGCUGCGCCUCCUGACUCCGCCCCCUUUGUUAAUGUACCUCCUCCACUUCCUGACUCCGCCCCCGUUACGUCCUUACCUCCAGGUUCUCCUGUAGCCCCGCCGCAGUGCCGGCCCAGCAAGACGCCCAACCUGGAGGGAUACGAGAUCCAUGAAGUUCCUCUCACCAAGAAGAACGGCCAGAGCCUCGGCAUCUCCAUCAUCGGCUUCAAUCCAAUGACCAGCCAAGAUGCAGUGGGUGUGUUUGUGAAACACGUGGUUCCUGGCAGCGCCGCGGACCAGAGCGGAAACAUCCGGGUCCAUGACCGCCUCCUGGCUCUGGACGACGUCAGUCUCCAUGGAAUGACCAACCAGGAGGUUCUGGAGGUGAUGAAGCAGACGGGUCAGACUGUGGUUCUGACUCUGGUCCGGAAGAAAGCCCAAGGCCCGGAAAGAUCCCUGGAUAAUGUGGAGCGGGCCUCGACCAGGGGGUCUCAGAGGAGGAACCUGGAGGUCAAAGGUCGUUUGUCAGCAUCUGGAUCCAUCGUGAUGAUGAGACAGGAAGUGACAUAUCCCAACGUGGCCCAACUGAACAGAGCAUCUGAUGCAGAACUGCGGGCCAAGUGGGAGGCAGCUCUGGGACCUCAGUACCUCGUCCUGGUGGUGAACCUGGAUCCCGUCAUCCAAGACGAUGCAGAGCUGCAGAAAUCCUCCAAGCUGCUGCCCAUCCACAUCCUGCGUCUGGGCGUGGAGCUGGACUCCUUCGACGGCCACCACUACGUCUCCUCUGUGGCCCCUGGGGGCCCCGUGGACAGACACGGUGUGCUGAGGCCUGAGGAUGAACUGCUGGAGGUCAACGGUGUCCAGCUGUACGGGAAGUCCCGGCGGGAAGCCGUGUCCUUCCUCAAAGAGGUUCCCCCUCCGUUCACUCUGGUUUGCUGCCGACUCCUGAUCCCAGACCAGGAACCGGAACCAGAACCAGAACUGUCCGUUCCACCACAACCAGCAGCAGAACAUCGGAGCAUCGAAGAGAUGGAGAUGAAGCUGUCGUCGAUGCUGCGCAGAGAGGAAGAGGAGGAAGAGGAGGAGCAGCAGCAGGGUUCUCCUGUGGAGGAGCUGACGAGGAGCGAGGACUCCAGCCUGGAGGAAGAGGAGGAGGAUGAAGGCGAGCUGGCUCUGUGGGGUCCGGAGGUCAGCGAGGUGGAGCUGCAGAAGGAGACGGACCGAGGCCUGGGCUUCAGCCUCCUGGACUACCAGGACCCGUUGGAUCCUGGUCGCUGUGUGAUGGUGAUCCGCUCUCUGGUUCCUGGUGGGUCUGCGGAGCGUCAUGGAGGUCUGCUUCCUGGAGACCAGCUGGUAUCAGUUAAUCACACCCAGUUGGACCUUCUUACCCUGACCGAGGCAGUGGAGGUGCUGAAGUCGGUACCACCUGGUACCGUCCGCCUGGGAGUCUGCAAACCCCUGGUGGAAGCAGCCGAUCCCAGCAGAGAGAACAUGAUCCAAGAUUCUGCUGGAGGCGACCCGCUACCAGAGGUGAAUUUUCUGAACUCUGGAUCCAAACAAGCAUCAGAACUUUUCCCUCAUGUGGACGGGAGCAGAGGGAGCGAUCAGCGCGGAACCGAGACAAAAUGGACCUCAUCGGGUCCCAGUGAAAACUCGGAGCUUCCAGAUGAUUCCUAUCAGGAGGAACCGGAGCUGAUCCUGGACGGAGGUCUGCCUCGCUACGCCUCCUCUCUGACCUCUGACCUCCUGCCAGCGGAGGAGGGCCUGGAGAUGGCUGUGGAUGAAGAGGAGGAUGAAGAGGAGAGGAGCUCGCUGCCCAGGAAGCUUCCUCCAUCCUGGGAGGACUGGAAGCUGUGGUCUGCUGGCCGAGCAGGAGGUCCACAGGAGCUGCAGGUGAGGAGAGACUCUCAGGAUGACGAAGAGCUGCAGAAGUCCGACCUGGAGAGCAUCUCAUCUGUUGGGAAACUGAUCCUGGGUCUGCCCGACUCCAGGGACGGCGAGGCCGAGUCCGAUCUCACUCUGACCGACACCGACACCGAGUCCGUCAGGAUGGUCGCCGCCGGCAGCAGGAAGAGGCGGAGCCAAGGCCGCAGAAACCUGCCGGAGAGGGAGGAGGGGGAGGGGGAGGAGACGCCUGCCUUCAGCCACUGGGGGGCGCCACGCAGGGUGGAGGUGUGGCCUGAGGACGGCCAGUCUCUGGGCCUCAGCAUCGUGGGCGGGCGCCACGUCAUCAAGCGUCUGAAGAACGGCGAGGAGCUGAAGGGAAUCUUCAUCAAGCAGGUUCUGGCUGGCAGCCCGGCCGCCCGGACCCGCUGCCUGAAGACCGGAGACAAGAUCCUGGAGGUGUCCGGUGUGGACCUGCGAGCGGCGAGUCAUGAGGAGGCGGUGAGCGUCAUCAAGUCCGCGCCGAGUCCGGUCGUCUUCAUCGUCCAGAGCCUGUCGGCGACGCCGCGGCCGGUGUCGCUAACAGCUUCCAGCUACAGCAAACACAAAGCCAAGCGGACCGAUCCUCUGGUACCUGAGGCAGCCCUGCCCCCCCUCAGAGAGCCCCCACCCUACAGACCUCCCAGCCAAUCAGAGCAGGAGCUGACUGCUCACCUGCAGAAGGUCAAAGGACUCUUCUGCUCCACACACUCUGACACACACUCUGACACACACUCUGACACACACUCUGACACACACUCUGACACACACUCACUCACUGUCGCUUCCCCCGUGGAUUUAUGUUGGAGUGUGAGGACUGGAGCAUGGACGAUGCUGCCGCCGGAGCGCUGCUGUGAGCGUUAUGGCGACCUGCAGGGGGAGCUGCUGUGUGUGGACCUGGAGAAGGACCGGCAGGGUUUGGGUCUCAGCCUGGCGGGAAACCGGAACCGGUCCCGGCUCAGUAUCUUCGUGGUGGGCCUCCAUCCCGGCGGGCCGGCCUCCAGAGACGGACGGAUCCGCGUGGGAGACGAGCUGCUGGAGAUCAACAACCAGAUCCUGUAUGGGCGGAGCCACCAGAACGCGUCAGCCAUCAUUAAGACCGCCGCCGCCAAGGUGAAGCUCAUCCUGCUCAGAAACAACGACGCUGUAAACCAGAUGGCUGUUUCUCCUUUAACGGCUCCUCCUCCUGCUGCUCCUCCUGCUGCUCCUCCUGCUGCUCCUCCUGCUGCUCCUCCUGCUGCUCCUCCUGCUGCUCUCCUGCUGCUCCUCCCACCCCGGUUGGCUUGGAGGUUCUUGGGGUCGAAGGUCAGAGUCAGGAAACAGAACCUGCAGGUUGCCGUGGUAAUUCCGUCCAGCAGGGGGAGCCGCAGCCUCACAGACGGAGAAGAACCUGAGGCAGAAUCAGAACUGGGUUCAGAUGGAUGUAAAAACAUGGCCGCCUCUGUGUUUCUGGGUCAGGUCGGAGGCUCCGCCCCCCCUGAGCAGCUCUGCCCCUCGCCGGACCUGCCGGUCAGAACCGACCCAUGUUCUGCUGAACAGGACCAGAACCCGACCAGCGGGUUUGUUCGGAGCGACAACGCCCCCGAGAGGCCAGAGGUGGAGACGCAGAGGACGGUCCAGAGAAGCUCCGCCUCCUUCGGCUGCUCCCAGAGGCUCAGCGAUGCCGCAGACAGCGAUCCCCAGGCUGCCAGGGCGCCGCCGGAGCUCCAGUCCAGGAGCUCCAGCCGACAGACGGCAGCUUCUCCUCCUCUGGUCGGCGCCGAGGUCCAGUCUGCUAGUCGAGGUACCGCCCACGAUUCUGGGCUGCCCACGUCGGACCCGUCUGGCUGCGCAGUGGUUCCGGGUCAGGAAACGGUUCUGGAGAUCUGCAAGGGUUGGUCCGGACUUGGGCUCAGCAUCGUGGGAGGAACUGACACCCAGCUGAACGCCAUCGUGAUCCAUGAGGUGUACGAGGAAGGAGCGGCAGCCCGGGACGGACGGCUCUGGGCCGGAGACCAGAUCCUGGAGGUGAACGGCGUGGAUCUGCGCGGGGCGUCCCAUGAGGAGGCCAUCGCCGCCCUGCGUCAGACGCCGGCGAAGGUCCGGCUGACGGUUCUGAGGGACGAGGCCCGGUUCCGGGACAAGGAGAACCUGGACCGGUUCCGGGUGGAGCUGCAGAAGAAGAGCGGCAGAGGACUGGGCUUCAGCAUCGUCGGCAAGAGGAGCGGCAGCGGCGUGUUCAUCUCGGAGGUGGUCAGAGGGGGCGCCGCUGAGCUGGAUGGACGGCUGAUGCAGGGAGACCAGAUCCUGUCGGUGGACGGAGAGGACACGAGACACACGUCCCAGGAGGGCGUGGCCGCCAUGCUGAAGUGUGCCCGUGGACCCGUCCAGCUGGAGCUCGGCCGCCUCAAAGCCGCUUCCUGGAUGUGCUCCAGACUGACCACAGGGGGGAGCCAGAUGAGCGACAUCAGCAGCUCAGGUGUUGAGGCUCCGCCCCCCCCACCUGCCUCACCUGACCCCACGAUGACACCUGAGGAAAUCAGCGCCAAGACCAGCAGUGACAUCACUUCCUGCUCCGAGAGCAGCUCAGGCGUCCGGACGGUGCAGAUCACCAGGGGCAGCGGCGACUCCCUGGGGGUGAGCGUGGCGGGGGGGCAGGGCAGCCCGCUGGGGGACGUCCCCGUCUUCAUCGCCAUGAUCCGGGCCAACGGCGUCGCCGCCAAGACACACCGGCUGAAGGUGGGGGACCGGAUCGUCAGCGUGGGGGGACAGCCGGUGGACGGACUGUCCCACAGCGAGGUGGUGGCCAUGCUGAAGAACAGCUACGGGAACAUCAACCUGCAGGUGGUGGCCGACACCAACAUCAGCGCCAUUGCUACUCAGGUGGAGAGUCUGAGCGGCAGCUGCAGUCUGACGGCGAGCAGCGACACACACACACCGUCUGAGUCAGACGGUCCUCGGUCCCGCAGCAUCACUCUGGAGAAAGGCUGUGAGGGUUUGGGCUUCAGCAUCGUCGGGGGUUUCGGCAGUCCGCACGGAGACCUUCCCAUCUACGUCAAGACCGUCUUCAGUAAGGGCGCGGCGGCGGUGGACGGGCGUCUGAAGCGUGGCGAUCAGAUUCUGUCGGUGAACGGCGAGAGUCUGCAGGCGGUGACCCAUGAGCAAGCAGUGACCAUCCUGAAGAAGCAGAGGGGGACGGUCACCCUGGACGUCCUGUCCUGACCUGGACGUCCCGACCUGGACGUCCCCGUGUCUCCGCCGUCAUUCGGGUCAACGGUUGCUCUGCUUCGUCUCCAUUUCCUGCUCCGCCCGCCAGGCGCCUCCCCAGUUCUGCUCACCUUCCUCUGCAGCUUCUCAGUGGAACAACUUCCUGUCGGGUUCUGGAACCGGAGCGCCGCCUGGACCGGCCCACAGUGAACCGCAGCAGGAGCUGCGGUCUGCCACCUGGUGGUCAGAGUGGGGACUGCAGUAUGUCCUCCUGCAGGUUCGCUUCGUUUCCAUCGGAUCGGACCCGGCUCACCCGGUCCGAUCAUCAGAACGGACCAACCAUGUCUCCGUGGUGACCCCUCUCAUUCCUCGGGUUGAACCUUUCUCCUGAGGUUCUGGUUCUGUCCGGAUCAUUCCCGGCAUGUUUCAGACUUCCCCAGUGUUCCCAGUGUUCCCAGUGUUGAUGCAUGCAGCAGCGUGACACUAGCACCACAGCUUAGCACGGAGCCGUUUGAUUGGUUGGCAGCCAUGAUGUCACACCAGGUCGCAGAAAAGCCUCAAAAGUUCUGGAAAGCCAAGAAGAGAUUGUUUUGGGUUCCGGUUCUGGUUCCUGUCCCGGUUCUGGUUCUGCGGGUUUGGCUGGCUUUCUGCCGUCAGGCGACCUAAACGUUUCGGUUUCGGUUCUGGUUCUGUUCCAGGUCCAAAGUGCCGUUCAUCAAUUCGUUACUUUAUUUCAUGCAGUCGAUGCAUUUUUAUGAUUCCUCUGAGCGUUGUUGUUUGUCCGUCUCCAUGGAGACGGCUCUCAGGAUGUUGUUGGCAUGGUGCCCGUUGCCUUGACAACAGAUGCAGUGUCUUCCACGUCCAUAUUAAAGCUGCAGGCUGACGUUCCUCAUGAUCCCAAAAUAAACUUCCAAACCCAGAAAAGCGGAUCUGGAGAGACUCGGCUGCUCAAAACUCCCUGAAGGUUUUCCUGGAUGUCAAACUUCCCAGUUUUCCGGUAAACAUUCAGGCGUAGCUGGAACGUUCCCGGCCGUUUUCCCUGCUGAGCAGAGAUGGGAUGGUGGCCAAACGUUCCAGAGCAGCUUGAAGUUUUCCUCUGAGAAACUGAAUCUCCUGAUCCGCCUGCAGCCUUUACUUCAUUCUGCUGAACUUUUCCUCGUCUUGCUCCUGGUAAAAUCAUCGCCACAUUUUAAACCUUUAGAAACGUUUUUAUCUUCACUUUGGUGUCAUGACUGCAGCUAAAUUAACUUCUAUCAGCUGCUUUAAAACCUGGGUGUUUGUGCAACUGAGUUGUGCUAACAUGUUAGCUUUGUCCGUAAUAAACAAAACUAAGCUAAGGCAGACUUUUACAAGAUGUUGUUAGCUCAGUUAUCUUGGCUAGCUCUGUUAGCUCUUGGUUGUACAAAAUAUGCUCAAUUUUAUAGCUUAGCAUAAUUUCAUCUCCACUCAAACUCAAUCUGUGACGUAAAGGUUUCUAAUUUAAUGUUCACAAAACAUUUAAAGAGCAACGUUUCAUAUUUCACCAGAUUAGCUUCGUAGCUAAACUCUUUUACAUUUUGCUGUUAAUCAGUCAGAAACACUGAAAUUGUAAUUAUGAAUAUAGAAUUGCUUAGGAAGAUUUAUUAAGAUGUUUAUAAUUCUUUAGAAGCUAAAGCUAACUUGUUGUUAGCAUAACAGUAGAGAGCUAAAGGGAAAACAGUCUGCAGAAAUUUACAUAUCAAGUCAUGUGCACAAAUAUUCUGUCUUAAUUUAUUUGUCGUUUCCACUGGAAAUAAUCAGAUUUCUGUGUUUUUGUUGCCACUUUGUGCCGCAUCCCAUCAGAACCUGAAACGGGUCCGUUUUAGUUUCAUGUCACGUUGUCAAAUGAUUCUGGAAAAUGUUUUUGAUUUAUAGUGAGAUUUAAAUGAUGAUUAGUUGAAAAAUGAAUAAAGAUUUCUCUGUUUAUCAGGAACAAACAAACUUUAAACUGUUUCAAUUUGCAUUAAAUUAAUUC